CCGGUCCCGCUCCUGACGUACAUGCCGGGCGGCGGCGCGGCCAUGGCGAGCGAUUUCUACCUGCGCUACUACGUGGGGCACAAGGGGAAGUUCGGGCACGAGUUCCUCGAGUUCGAAUUCCGGCCCGACGGUAAGCUGCGCUACGCCAACAACAGCAACUACAAGAACGAUGUGAUGAUCCGGAAAGAGGCUUACGUGCACAAGAGUGUGAUGGAGGAGCUGAAGAGAAUAAUCGACGACAGUGAAAUCACAAAAGAAGAUGAUGCUCUGUGGCCUCCUCCCGACAGAGUGGGCCGACAGGAGCUCGAGAUAGUAAUUGGUGAUGAGCACAUCUCCUUUACCACGUCAAAAAUCGGUUCCCUCAUUGAUGUAAAUCAGUCCAAAGAUCCAGAAGGCUUGAGAGUGUUCUACUAUCUGGUUCAGGACCUUAAAUGUCUCGUCUUCAGUCUUAUUGGACUCCACUUCAAGAUUAAGCCAAUUUAAUCAGACAGACUGAAGUUUGUAUUGCAGUGUUAGCAGGAGAGGUGGGAAGGGAGGAGCCUGUUCCAGUUCUUCAGUUCUCCAGUUUCUGAGUUCUUUUUGUACUUUAGAUUAUUUUUUUGAUUGUUGUUUUUGUUGUUGUUGCAAACUGUCAAUGACUCAAUAAAAGGGUGAGAUUCGCAUUUUUAAUUUUA
Messenger RNA from Ficedula albicollis (Collared flycatcher), 674 nucleotides. It is a transcript of the gene MAGOH, whose product is annotated as mago homolog, exon junction complex core component. Gene Ontology annotation, cellular component: nucleus; exon-exon junction complex; catalytic step 2 spliceosome. Gene Ontology annotation, biological process: RNA splicing. NCBI's taxonomy places the organism in Eukaryota, Metazoa, Chordata, Aves, Passeriformes, Muscicapidae. The record is from RefSeq and is a predicted model, not a curated record. The transcript is spliced from 5 exons. The coding region runs from base 22 to 483 and encodes 153 amino acids.